Molecule: messenger RNA, 1160 nt
Organism: Trichomycterus rosablanca
Lineage: Eukaryota; Metazoa; Chordata; Actinopteri; Siluriformes; Trichomycteridae
Product: putative golgin subfamily A member 6-like protein 19
Exons: 2
Coding region: 226-636 (136 amino acids)
Source: RefSeq, a predicted model, not a curated record
ACUUGGUGACUUUUAGAUCACUUCAGUUUCGACGACUCGAGAGACUCGUCUGUGUUUGGUGUUCGUGCUACGUUCCUUUGUUUAAGUAAAAAAAAAAACCUGGCGGUACAACCAUGCCGUGGUCGGCUGUUCGAGACCGGCUGGCGGCUGGCGACGGAGAGACUGCGGGCCAGGCAGGGUUGGGACAGAAAGGGUCUGCUGGAGGAAGUGGACCAUCAGAUAAGGAUGAGGAUGCUCUCCGAGUCAGUGAGGAAGAGGCACCUGCUGACCUCUGUGUGGAAGGAGCACCUCUGUGAGACCCAGCUCCAGCAGUACAAGGAGAACGUGACGUCCACGACCGAGGAGACGGAGAGAGCCAGACACAACCUGCAGGACGUGUGGAGGCUCCGACUGAUGGAGGAAGAGCAACACAGACUGGAGGAGAAAAGUAUGAAAGUGUGCUGGGAGGAGGAGAGAAGCACCAUGAGGCAGGAGAACGAGGAGCUUAUGAGAAGAGUCGGAGAACUAGAGGAGCUCCGACAAAAAGACAGAGAGCAGCAAACACUGCUAGAAAAAAGACUCCUGCUAGCUGUGGAGAAAGCCGAGGAGCUAGUGGCCACGUGGACGGGGAGAGAGGAGCAAAGAUCGGACGCAUAGGGUGAACUGGGAUCGUGCAAACUGGGAGGAGAAAAAGAACUUCAAAAAAUCGAACAACAAAAGAAAGGAAGGAAGGAAGGAAGGCAGGAAGACAGGAAGAAAGGAAGACAGACAGACAGACAGACAGACAGACAGACAGACAGACAGACAGACAGAAAGAAAGAAAGAAAGAAAGAAAGAAAGAAAGAAAGAAAGAAAGAAAGAAAGAAAGAAAGAAAGAAAGAAAGAAAGAAAGAAAGAAAGAAAGAAAGAAAGAAACCCCUCAGCAAUUAAAUACGCCUCAUCAUCUCACAGGAAGAAGGUCCCGGGUGACCUGGGAAUCGAACCCAGCUAAAUUUCAGCAGCUUAACCCUUAGAUGCAUGAGUGACUGGACCUUACACUCUUCCAUAAGUGGGUCAAAAAUGACCCGUGGUACAAUCAAUGUGUUUUUAUGCCACAUUUGUCAUUUUAAUUAAAAAUAAUCAUUUAUAUUAUAUUUAGUAAUAUAUUCUGGUCCACAAAAGAAUUAUUUCAUGUUUGAAAU